UGUUUCAAAUCCAUGGGAAAAUACCAGAAAAAAGGAAAAUGUUCUCUAUUUUUCUUUAAGAUUCAUUUUAGCACCUAAAAUGUAUGAGAUUCCAAAAUUUCAUCUGAGCAUGACGCAAUUGAUGCUUGAUGAUGCUGAAUAUGCAAUACCUGCAGUCAACCAAUUACCAUCGCUGGAAAGCAUCCUCAAAGAACCAGACUGUGGUUCCCUUUCAGGGACGGAUGAUGACUGCCUUGGUGCUGUUUCCGUUGAUAAAUUGGGUAGCAGCGAGACGGCGAGUGUCGGCAGUCUUUUGUCGCUUAAUUCCUUAAACAGAGGUCUCAGGCCACCUCAACUUCCGCCAACAGGAGCUAUUCUUAGGCAUGUUAUCCUCAAAGGAAUAUCUGCCCAGAUUGUUUCCGCAAGUGAACGAGUUAAUGCAGGAUUGGCAAGCGCAGUUGCCGCAGGUGGAAAUAUGCUAGUAAUUGGAACAAGCCAUGGUCUCGUGCUUGGUUUUGAUUCCACACAAACUCUUCGAUGGUGCGAUCAAGAAGCCCGUCAUCAGGGCUCUGUGUCAGCUCUAUGUUUCAAUCACGACGGCAGCAGACUUCUUGCCGGCUUUGCUCGAGGACAUAUCCUCAUGAUUGACAGUUCGAACGGCAAAGUUUUAAGAACCCUAACAGAAGUUCAUCCACCCGGGACUGCUGUUCUCCAUGUUAAAUUUACAGAUUCCCCGACACUGGCACUUUGCAGUGACAGCGGAGGUUCGGUAUUCGAGCUCAGUUUUACACGUGUCAUGGGUGUCCGUGGCUGUGACAGCAAGUGUUUGUUCAGUGGUUCUCGAGGCGAAGUUUGCACCCUCGAGCCGCUUCUUUUGAAUCAUCUUCCGUCGCAUCCGUUGAAAAAUUACACUCUAGUUGCACUCGCAACUCUAUCCAAAGUUAUUGUAGUUUGCAUUAGACCGAGAAUGAGAGUUGUUCUGACACAUCCUUUGUCCGGAACUUCAAUCGCGCCACCUCAAGUGUCGUGGCAAUUAGUCGUUAUUCAAGCGGCCGAUGCAUCGAGGGUCAUCGACCCUGUGCUCGCAUUAGCGAGGGACAUGACUGUCCACUUCUAUCAGGUUUGUUCCGAGGCUGGUUCGCGGGUCAGGCUUUUACCUCUUCGAAGAGUUGUUUUGUCGUACACGAUAAGCAAUCUGAGGUGGUUAAAUGCCCGAUCCCUCGCCAUCCUCGACACGCAGGAACGUCUGCAUCUUUUGGAUGUACGAACACAGGAUAAUCUCGAAACAUUGGACAUGAGUCGAGUGGGAAUAUCGUACGCUUCGAGUCAUUUCAAAGGUUUAUCCACCGGAGGCAAUGUUUCCAAGGCAAUGGCUCUAGCCGGUGAACGGGCUUGUUACAAUACCGUCAUCACUUUCGGAACGCAAUUAUUGUUACUCGGUACAAAAAGUUUACAUGCUGUUUGCAUUAGGACGUGGACCGAAAGAUUGAGACAUUUAACUAUGCAGCGGCGUUUCCCCGAAGCUUUAGCUCUAGGUUUAUCAUUCUAUCAAGACAAAGGUAAAGCUGUUGUGGGUUUGCGAGGUUCUAAGCAACGAAGAAAACAGAUCGCGCGUGACAAGGUUUGUCAGGUUUUGAUUCAAUACAUGGAAGAAUUGAAUCAGUGUUCGAUCGAAGACACCACGGAUUGCGAUAUAGUUACAACCUGCGUCGACUACUGCGUUCAAUUGGAAAACACCGAAUUACUUUUCGGCAGACUUUGGGACCUUGUGUCCGAAUCAGAGAGCCUUAAAGCUGCUUAUCUUAGAGCACUCGAACCUCCCCUCUUGGAUGGCAGUCUUGUACCUCGAUUACCACCUCUGAUCGCGCAACACUUAGUGGCACUAUAUGAUCAUGAAGAAAGAAUGGAAUCUCUUCAAGCUAUUGCUGUUCUUCUCGAAGUCGAUUGUCUCGAUAUCCAUCAGGUUACAACGAUUUGCAGACAACGCUGUUUAUGGGAAGCCUUGAUUCACCUCCAGACCUCUGCGUUAUGUGACUUUACUGCUCCGAUCCAUCAACUGGUGCCCCUUCUUCAAACAUUUAUCACAAAUUCAACGUGGAAAGAGACUUUGCCUAGAGAUUGUAUAAGACUCGGGAACGCUCUCCUCGUUUAUGCCAGCUGCUGUUUAGCUGGCCGAGCUUUUCCACGCGGUGAAUUACCCGACGGUCUUCCACAACGAGCCAAGGCCGAAGUACUCAGAGCCCUGCUCUCGCAACAUUCCAGUCUCGCGAGUGAUUCCGAGCGACAAUAUCCAUAUCUUCGAACCCUUUUGCGUUUCGAUGCGCGUGGUUUUCUCGAUGUAAUUGCGAUAGCUUUCCAAGAAAUUGAAUUCAAGACGGAAAUGGGUUUACGACAGCGACAAAGACUCGUUGACAUAUUGUUGGGAAUCGUUGUCCCAACGACUCCUCUUAGCCCUGAUAAUCCAGACUAUUUGACCGACGACCAAAAAGCCACGGUUCUCGUAUUCGUUGCCAACGAAGUCGCCGAAGGAAAUGUCAGUCUGGAACCGAGCGUUUUGAAUCGACUCGUCGAAGUUCUUACCAGCGACAGUGCUAACUUUACCACCGGCACUUCCAACGUCACCAGGGAUCGGAAAAUCGAACGCGAAAAUGCUCUUCUUAAACUUUUACAUUUUAAAAAACUCGCUGGCAUUACUGACAACACUCUUUUGAAUCUUGCUCAGAGAGCCAAUUUUUUACGAGUCGCUGAGUUACUCUACAGUGCACGUGACGAUUGGACAGCAGUGUGCCGUUGUCUGAUCGCCGAUACGUACCGACAUCACGAGAUUUGGCCGUGGUUAGAAAGUCUGCCAUCUUCGUCGUUCCAACACGUAGUUUUAGCCCAAGCCUCACCACUCGUGAAGAUCGAUGCAGCGAAACUCGCGUCUCUAAUUGCCACAAAAGCUUCCACCAAAUUCACUAAAAUCCUUGAAAGACUGAGUAAUGAAAGUACGUGCUUGGAAUAUUCGCUCCUUUCGGCGUUGUACAAUAUCACGAAUUACCGGGAGGACGAAGAGGAGGAUAAGAAACUCGAAUUGAGCACUGAACAAUUGGAAAACUUUUUGUCUCUCAUGUGCCAACAUGAACCCGACAAAGUCGUGAGUCAUAUGAAUUCUCAUCACGGCUGCCGACUCGACGAGGCACUGAGAAUCGUUCGCGAAAUGGGUCAUCGCGAAGCUGAGGCUGUGAUGCUCGAGAAACUCGGCAAUUACCAGGAAGCUUUUGAUCUUCUGCUUUCGGAACUCCACGAACAUCUUCGCAUUUACCACUGCGAAGACGCAACUGAUGGUGACGCAGUGAGAUCAACCAUCCAAUUGUCAGGUUUGUGCCGUAGAUCCGCUGGGAAUCUUGAUUGGAUGCCUCUUGUUGAAGCGGUUUUACAACCACAAUCUGACGACAAUGAUCAAAAAGUCGAAAGAUUACGAGGAAAACUGCUGAAAAUCGUUCUGGAAACGUUGAGCGGUACAACUGCUCUCUCCACCGUUCUGGAGCAGAUAUUGAAACAUCCAUUGGCAACGAGUGGCACGAUAGGCGACAUAAGGCAAUUAUUAACCGGAGUAUUGACCCACUCGCGAUACGAACAGGUGCUCGUCGAAACAACAGCGAAUUUAGUGAGCUUGGAGCUUCAUGAGACUCUGAAAAAAUCCUUACGCGACGCAGGUCGUGCGUACGCUAGUAAAUCACAAAUUUGUCCAGUUUGUCGACAAACCUUGAUUCAGUGCGCAGAUUACACGAUACUUUUUGGUUGCGGUCACGUUUUUCAUGCCGGUUGCCUCGGCGAAUCAAAAAUGUGUGUAAAAUGCCGAAGCGAUAAAGGAUGGGCGCCUCCGGCGACAAAUGUUUCAGAAGUUCCACGACCCCGACCUCCCGAACGACGACCAAUUCUACCGCCCGCUUUUAUGCGUCGUAGAGAUCUGACUUUGAGGGUCGGAGCUCCGACGGUUUUACCAGAUCUCGAAGGUAUUUUUUAAUCUAGUCCACAAGAAAUUGGUUCGACGAACAAUCGCAUCAUCAUUUCCAUUGUGACGAAUGCGUGAACGAUCGUAUCGAUUUUUUUUUUACCUUGAAUACUGAUUUUCCUUCGGACGAUUGCUCACGAUCACUGCAUUUUUCCGUACACCCGAGUCUGACGGAAUAAAUAACGAAAAAAGGUGCUCUCGGGAAUAAACCAGUUCCGCAAAAGUCAUCUAAAUCACUUUCCAGUAGCAGUAGCAUUUGUCAAUACUCAGAUUAUCAAGUUCUACGACAAAUAUAUUUGUAUAAUUGUAAAUUAUUGUAUAACUAGGCCCGGCUUUUUCUCUCAGAGUUAAUACAUUUAAAAAAAAAUUAAACAGAGGACGACAUGAAAAUAUGAAAAACCGCGGCCCAACUGUAUUAUAAUUAAUUAUAAAUAAUUAUUGUUUAUACACACACAAAAGAUGUCAUCGAUUUAACGAGAAAUAUUGUAGAAAAAAAUUGUUUAUUGUUUUAAAGAUGAAGUCUAAACUCUAUACGUGGAAUUACGUGAACGACAUAUAAAUAAAAAAAAAGAGUAAGAAGAG
Messenger RNA from Venturia canescens, 4558 nucleotides. It is a transcript of the gene Vps8, whose product is annotated as vacuolar protein sorting 8. The record is from RefSeq and is a predicted model, not a curated record. Gene Ontology annotation, molecular function: protein binding. The transcript is spliced from 12 exons. Gene Ontology annotation, biological process: protein targeting to vacuole; endosomal vesicle fusion. Gene Ontology annotation, cellular component: HOPS complex; late endosome. The coding region runs from base 80 to 3988 and encodes 1302 amino acids. Lineage: Eukaryota; Metazoa; Arthropoda; Insecta; Hymenoptera; Ichneumonidae.